GUUCCUACCCGGAUACGCGGACAGUUGAACAAUUCACGCAUGCCUGCGCUGCUAUGUUCAGAUAAUAGUUGAACGCAUUUGUUUAUGGCGAUGGCAUUAAUGUCUGUUUCUCUGCCUGUGACUGUAUUAAGGUAGUUUUUGGAACGAUGGACAGCAGAGAAGGAGAGGAGUCGUUGGAUGUUUUAGAGCGAGGUGAGAGACAGCUACCCGCUAACUGGAUGCUACAGCACCCAAAGUACCAGGAAUUGAUGAGUCUGGACAUGGGGGACAGCGCUCAGGUCUACGCCGCGUUCCUCGUUUAUCUCGACCUCACGGAGGGGCGGCAGUGGCGCGAGGUGACCAGCAGAGGGAGCAGCGAGCUGCAGCUGGUGCUCCUGGAGGGGAGAGAGAGGGAGGGCGAGCGCGCGCAGGUCAUCCUCCCCCUGCCAGCGCACAGGGCGCUCAGUCACAGACGGGUGCAGUCCGUGUUUCGUAAGGAGCGUGGAGAGGGCGUAGCAGCCUCCAUGCUGCUGUGUGCCGUGGCCUCCGACUCCAGCCUGGUGUAUCAGAAGCUCUGCCCGGGCCUGCUGACCCCUGACCCCCCCGUGGGGAUCGAGGACCAGGGGCGUCGGCAGCAUCGCAAGAGGAGACUGCGUUGAGGGCCCGCUUGCGCUCCAACGCCCUGGAGCAGCACUGUUACGCACUUGUGCUGUGUCACUAACACACUAGAAUGGUACUGACGCACUGAAGUGACACUGUAGCUGCAGUACACAGAAUGUUUUGCCAAACAUAAUCGGUCUUGUGCUGGCAUGCAGGAUAUUGCAUCACCGCUCUCAUUUCCCCUGGUUGGACGGUUGCCUGUCAACAUGCAGUUUAUCCAUUCAGCCGCCAGAGGGCAGCAAAAACCUACAUUGGCCCGAACUGCAAUUCCCACAACGCAGUUCUCGCGUUUUACUGCCAAAGGGGAAUGUAGAUUCUUGAUCCACGGGGUGAUGUCAGCAUGACAGGAUUCAUUCCCGGUGUAACGCACUGACGGACCGCUGUAAAACCCGGCAGGCAACAUUCAGACAAACGGGAGGGGGGGACAGUUAUGUAAACAGCUCCUGUUUUUUAUUUUUAUUUUAAUAGAAAAACAAAAAUUUUGAAACAAAAAAUAAAAAAAGGAAGAAUCCAGUAGCCAUGAUGACCGAAGCAAGAUCAGGACUGUGGCUCUGUUGGAACUGUUCUCCCUACUUUCUGUGUGUGUGUGAGUGAGUGAGUCAGAAAGGGAGACUCGGCCAAGUCAGUUGGCUUUAAUACUGCUGGGUUUUGGGGAGCGGAGCUGACAUGACCGAAAGGGGAAUGCUGCCCGGUGACACCAAAAGCUUGAACUUGAUUGGCUGAAGUGUGCAACGUUCAGCAAACGUGCUAAUGGGAAUUGUAGUACAGAAGCUCAUUUUAAGACAUACUCCAUAUGUGAUGAAGAAGGUGAGAAUGAGCCGUGUGAGUGUGCAGAUGGCAUUAGAAAGCGUAUGCCUGUAAAUUAGUGUUCUUGGUUUUGAGGAUGAAGGGUUGCAACAGAGCCACAGCCUGGGGA
Conger conger (European conger) is the source of this 1555-nucleotide messenger RNA. It is a transcript of the gene tsen15, whose product is annotated as TSEN15 tRNA splicing endonuclease subunit. The transcript is spliced from 4 exons. The record is from RefSeq and is a predicted model, not a curated record. Gene Ontology annotation, biological process: tRNA splicing, via endonucleolytic cleavage and ligation. Lineage: Eukaryota; Metazoa; Chordata; Actinopteri; Anguilliformes; Congridae. Gene Ontology annotation, molecular function: nucleic acid binding. The coding region runs from base 147 to 638 and encodes 163 amino acids.